AUGGCGUCCAAGUGCGUUCACAAGGGCUGCGGCAAAGAGUUCACCGACGCCGACGAGCAAUGCGUGUACCAUCCUGGUCCUCCUGUUUUUCACGAAGGUCAAAAGGGCUGGAAAUGCUGCAAACCCCGCGUUCUCACAUUCGAGGAGUUUCUUGAGAUCCCACCAUGCACCACCGGCAAGCACUCGACGGUGGACGAUACACCCGUCGAGCCGAAGAAGGAAGAUACAGUCCCUACACUCCCUGACCAGGCCGCUGUUGCUCAGCAGUCGCAGCCACCCGCUCCAGCUCUCCCGCGGUCUGCGAUCUCGCCCGCCAUUGCCCCGCCCAGCACCGCCGCCCCCGUCGCUGAAGAAUCAGAGUCCGACGACCCCUCGCUCGAGAUCUCGGCCAAUACCACCUGUCGUCGCCGGGGAUGCAAUGCCGGCUACAACCCAUCUGCGUCUCGCGACGAGGAGAAAUGCGUCCACCACCCUGGACAGCCGAUCUUCCACGAGGGGAGCAAGGGGUGGUCGUGCUGCAAGAAGCGGGUGUUGGAGUUUGACGAGUUUUUGAAGAUCCAGGGUUGCAAGGAGAAGAAGAAGCAUCUUUUCAUCGGGAAGGGAAAGCCUCCCGGUGAGGAGAAGGUCGAGACCGUCAGGAAUGACUUCUACCAAACCCCCUCGACAGUGAACGUUUCGCUAUACCUGAAGAAGAUUGACAAGGACAAUGCCAAAGUCAACUUCGCACCCACAUCGGUCGAGUUCGACCUGCCGACCACGGACAACAAACGGUACAAGGAUACGUACCCCCUGUUUGCGCCAAUUGAUCCCGAGCAAUCGUCUUUCCGGGUUCUGGGCACUAAGCUGGAGCUCAAGCUGGCCAAGGCCGAUGGGACAAGCUGGCCGGUGCUUCGGAGUGAUGAUAAGUGGACGGGAGAGAGGAUUCAGAUCGGGCAAGCCGGGAGGGCCUGA
Molecule: messenger RNA, 951 nt
Organism: Aspergillus clavatus NRRL 1
Lineage: Eukaryota; Fungi; Ascomycota; Eurotiomycetes; Eurotiales; Aspergillaceae
Product: CORD and CS domain protein
Exons: 3
Coding region: 1-951 (316 amino acids)
Source: RefSeq, a predicted model, not a curated record